This is a messenger RNA of Dicentrarchus labrax (European seabass), 2887 nucleotides long. RefSeq lists its product as uncharacterized. The transcript is spliced from 4 exons. The coding region runs from base 451 to 1749 and encodes 432 amino acids. Gene Ontology annotation, molecular function: catalytic activity. Lineage: Eukaryota; Metazoa; Chordata; Actinopteri; Moronidae. The record is from RefSeq and is a predicted model, not a curated record.
UGUGCACAUAAACUGCUCCUGACCACCAAUCAAACCGGUUCAUAUACUGCUCUUCACCAGUCUCUUGUUGCCAGGUUGUCAUGCAAGACCAUUGUUCGGAUGGAUUUCCCGGUUUUGACCCCGCCUAUUUCUGACCAUCCCAUCUUGUCUCUUCCCCGGAUAUCACCUCAGCCUUCUGUCCCCGAUCACGAGGUUGGUUUCUCCAUACCUGGUUUCCGUCUGCCUCUCUCCCGGGCUGUUGUAAAGACUCUGCCUGCUCUGUUUGUUCCACGAGCUGAAAAUAAAGGUCAUUAUCAAUUGACUACUUGCCUAAGUGUGCUGCAUUUGGGUCCUAAACUGACCUGUUACAGAGGGAGAUGUUUGCUGAUAUUUAGGACGUUUUGACGUGCAACGACUUCAUCUCAGUUUUCUGGUCUCUGGUUGGAGAAUCAAGGAUCAGAGACCUCCAUCAUGGCCACUGCUGACCAGCUGCUGGACCAGAUAUUCUCCUGGUACGAGCAGAUGGAGCGCCGUGUAGAGAAGCUGACGAGUUUGUUAGAUUGUUUUUCCAGUGACACCAUGAAAGAGACGCAGGACAUAAAAGAGGAGUGCCACAAAAUAGAAAAAGAAAUCCAGAAACUGUUUGAGCAACUGAAGACGGAGAGUUCCUCCACAGACCCGGAUAAAGUGGACCAGCACGCUAUAGCUGAGGUUCUGAGAGCCAUGGCCAGGCGAAGGAAAGUGGAGGAGCAAAUCAUCAUCCACAUGCUCAACCGUGUCCCCCCGUCUAAAACUGGACUCCUUAAAAGAGGAGACAAGGUUGUGGGAGGAGCUGUUGGACUGGCAUGUGAACUUCCUGAGGCGAACGACUAUUGGACAGACCUGAUCGAGAGGAAUCAUGUGACUGAAGCAAUUCUAGAGACCUCCCGGACGCUGAGGAUAAGGUUUGACCACAUCAGGAAGAUAAUUGAAUCUCAAACAGAUCAAAGACACGAGGAUGAACAAGAAGGUGGAACAGGAAAUGAUCAGCAGGGAGGGGGUGAUCAGGGAGAUAAGGAGACCGAUAGUGACUAUAAAGACCAAAGAUCUUCUGGAACAAUUAAAGUUGGGUUACUUAAUGUUUGUUCAAUGAAUAAGAAACAAUCCAGGAUCUUAGAGCUCAUAACGCAAAACAACCUGGACGUCUUCCUCACAACAGAAACAUGGUUACAAGACAAUAAUGCAGACAAAGUCCUCAGUGAGGCUUCGCCACCAAAUUACCUUUACUUUUAUCAGGUGAGGGUUAAUAUGAUACGUGGAGGGGUAGCGAUUCAGUUCUCACAGGAGCUGCACGGUGAAAGGAUUCCUUUUGAGUCCUUAACAGCCUUUGAAUGUGUUGUCACAGUUCUGCAUCAUGAUGAGUGGAAACAACUGGUUCCAUUCAUCAAUGUUUAUUUGCGACCGGGGUACGACAAGCCCAAAUUUAAAACCUUCCUGGAUGAGUUUCAAGAUCUCUUGGCACAUUUCAACAACUACAACAGCAUCGUUGUAACUGGAGAUUUCAAUAUCUGGGUCGAUCAGGAAAAGAGGUCCUAUACCGAUGAGUUUGAUCAUAUUUUGCCGAUCUACAACCUCGAGCAGCACGUACAGGAGCCAACACACAAUCAAGGUCACACUCUGGAUCUGGUCAUCACCAAAAACGUUGAAAUCUCUGAUCUCAUUGUCAGGAACGACGGAAUAUCAGAUCAUUACACCGUAUAUUUCAAUGCAAGGCCAGAGGGAGGAAACUAAGAAAGAAAAGGAUCAAGAUGAACAGGCAAAACAAUUCAAAAAGGGGGAAGAACAGAAUUACAUUAACUGCAGUUUGUUUAAAAAAUUUAAAUUAAACUUGACUCCGUCAUCAAGAAGCACAACGCUGGUGAUUUUAUUUUCAAAGAUUUAUUGAAAUAAGUCGGGGAAAAGAGAAAGUAAGUCUGAAGUAGGUGAGGGUGUCACAGUCUGUCUUCCUCAUCACCUGUUCACCUCCCAACUGCCAUCUCAGUUCCUUUCUACUCUGCCAGUCAGCCACGCCUCCUCAUCAGCCAAUCUGCUCACCUGUACACACAAGCUCAACUGACUACCUGCCUAAGUGUGCUGCAAUUGGGUCCUAAACCGACCGGUUACAGACAGAGGUGUUUGCUGAUGGUUAAUGGACCAAACUUGUAUCGUGCCUUUCUCCUCUUCAUCGUCACACACCGAUGCACAGCAAGUUAGGGUUCAGUAUCUUGCUCAAGGAUACUUCGACGUGCAGCGCUCUGCCUCUGAGCCACAGCCACCUGCUACAUUAACGGAUAAUGGAGUCCAAGCUCUGUCUGCAUCAACUAUCAGUACUUUUUGUCACGUGCGCAGACUUCACCAGUGUGUUUGUUAAACUGACAACCCUCUGAAGCUUCAUUCAGACAUGAGUGUUUGAGAAUAUCUGACAAUAGUGUGUAAUGAUAGUAAAUGAACUGUAUUGAACAUGGUAAUGGUAAUAUAAUCCACAGAGUUAUACAGUAAUUAAUAGAAUCACAAAUUCAAUCAGCUGCUCCACUCCUUUAUUUCCUUUAUCACAGCUCUUUAGACAAACUAACAAUAAUAAUAUAAAGUCAUAUAAUGUAUAAUGUACUGCAUUAUAAGGUCAUUGUCAUGGGGAUGCCCCGUGUCUUGUAACUUAAAUGAGACACAAUAUAGAGUGCUUGUCCAGCUCAGCCACUAACAUAGAAUCUAGCCGGCCGGUGUCUGGGGUUCAGUAAUUAGUACAGAUGUUGGGUUGAAAUAUGGUAAAGGGAAAUUGUAUUAUGUUUGAGUUACGUUAGAUCUGGAAGGAAGCCUAAGAAAAUAUUUGGGUUUUAAUGUUUUCCAUUUGAUUAUUUAGUGUGUUUCUCACCUCUACUCUAGAUUGCACUCU